Messenger RNA from Trachymyrmex septentrionalis, 703 nucleotides. It is a transcript of the gene ATPsyndelta, whose product is annotated as ATP synthase subunit delta, mitochondrial. The transcript is spliced from 5 exons. Lineage: Eukaryota; Metazoa; Arthropoda; Insecta; Hymenoptera; Formicidae. The record is from RefSeq and is a predicted model, not a curated record. Gene Ontology annotation, biological process: proton motive force-driven ATP synthesis. Bases 115 to 603 code for a protein of 162 amino acids. Gene Ontology annotation, molecular function: proton-transporting ATP synthase activity, rotational mechanism.
UUCAUUACGCGCGGUCGACCGGGUUGCAGGAAUCAUCUGCGAUCUCACUGUACGUUUAUACUGAUAUUCGCAGAAUCUUAAAACGCGGAUACAGACAAUUACAAGUGUGCCGAAAUGUCUAAUCUCGCUCGUACAUUGCGUCCUUUCUUGAGAUGCGUUCGUAGUCAGAGUCAUCAAAGAACCUAUGCAAACGCUGCAGCUGAUCAAAUGAAAUUUACGUUUGCUGGUGCUAAUCAGGUGUUCUAUGAUCAAGCUGUAAUUCGGCAAGUCGAUGUACCCUCCUUCUCAGGUUCCUUUGGUAUUCUACCAAAGCACGUGCCUACAUUAGCAGUUUUGAAGCCUGGUGUAGUUACAGUUUACGAAGAGGAUGGCUCGUCCAAGAAAAUUUUUGUUUCUUCUGGUACAGUCACCAUUAAUGAAGAUAACAGUGUACAGAUUCUAGCAGAAGAAGCCCAUCCAGUAGAACACCUUGAUAAUGCAGCAGCAAGAGAUAUUCUUAAUAAAGCUCAACAACAACUUUCUUCAGCAACAUCGGACGUAGAUAAAGCUGAAGCGGGUAUUGCAGUUGAAGUUGCAGAAGCACUUGUGCAUGCUACACAAUAAAUGUUAUAAGAAUGUGAAAUUACAUAUAUAUAUAUAUAUAUACUUCGACACUAUCAGUUAGAAAAAGGCAUGUGUUCAACAUGUUUAUCAUAAUAUUGUU